UAAUAGGCUCGACUAUAAUAACGUUUUUGUUCACUUAUUGACAGCGAAAAGUCGAGUCGCUCCAUUGAAACAGACAACUGUACCGCGGCUAGAAUUGUGCGGAGCACUUCUCGCUGCAAAAUUAGUAGAUAAAGUAAAAUCAUCGCUUAGAUUACACAUAAAUAAUUGUAUUUAUUGGUGUGAUUCAACUAUUGUGCUUGGUUGGAUAAAAUCUUCAAAAACUCAUUUAUUAAAGCCGUUUGUUUUUAAUAGAAUUCAAGAGAUUCUUGACAGAAGCGAGUCAUCUGCCUGGCGUUACGUACCCACCAGCGUUAACCCCGCCGAUAUAGGCUCACGAGGGCUAGACGCUAAACAAUUAGAAACUUGUGCAUUAUGGUGGACUGGGCCAGCAUUCCUGGCGCAAGAUGACUCAUCAUGGCCAACCCAACCAACAAGCUAUAAGCAAUCUGAAUUACCAGAAUUUAAGGUUCAAUGUAACUUGUCGACUACUCAAUUAGAUCAUAUCACAUAUUAUUCAAAUUUAUUUAAACAAUUCUCUAGUUUCAACCGAUUACAACGUAUUGUGGCUUACGUUCAAAGGUUCAUUCAUAAUUAUUGUAAUAGGAAAAAUAAGCGUAGUGGUCACCUAACAAUCCAUGAACUCAAUUCUGCUCUAAGCGCACUUUGCAGACUCGCACAGCGUGAACAUUUUUCACAAGAAUAUACGUUAUUGAAAAAUAAUAAAAAUUUACCUAUUAAAAAUUCAUUAUGCAAUUUAAAUCCAUUCUUUAACAAAGCUGACGAACUUAUGCGAGUGGGAGGUAGACUUAAUAACUCUUUUUAUGAUUUUGACACAAAACACCCCAUAUUGCUUUCAUCAAAGCAUCACCUCGCAGAACUCAUAUUCAGACAAUAUCACAUUUGGCUUAUGCACGCUGGUCCACAGUUGCUUUUGGCUACCUUGCGUCACAAAUUUUGGGUUAUUGGGGGCAGAAACUUGGCUCGCAAAACAGUUCAAAGAUGUAUUAAAUGUUGUCGUUUCUCGGGAAGGAUUAUACAACCAAUCAUGGGCAAUCUUCCCGAACAGCGCUUGCAUGCUGAGUUUCCGUUCACCAACACUGCUGUUGACUACGCCGGGCCGGUCAUGAUACUGAACCGUAAGGGAAGAGGAAGUAGAACUAUGAAAUCUUAUCUUUGCAUAUUUGUGUGUUUAGCCGUCAAGGCCGUGCACAUAGAACUUGUGACCGAUCUGAGCAAUAAUUCUGCCAGAAUCAUAAUUUCAGAAAACAAUUAUUGCCAACUGCAGAAGAAGGCAAUAAAUAAAAACAGAAGUAAACAUCAGCAGCAGGAAGCGCCGUCAUUUUGGUUGAAUCAGCUGAAAACAACAAGACGAAAAAUUAAAAUUUUGCAAUCUAACUUGUUGAGAUCACAGAGGAGAAACCAAAAUCUUCAAUCCUGAUUAGCCAGUGCUGAUAAAAUGUCUGCUGACCUUGAAAUUUAAAAAACUGUCAUGCUAAAUGACACCAGCAGCAAAAAUUUUCACAAAAAUGCAGUACAGCCAGACAACAAAGAAACCUUCUGGCCACAGAUUCACGCAUCAAGAAAAAGUGCUCUCACUUUCUUUAUAUAAGAAAAGUCCGAAGAGUUACGCUCUUUUGGCAAAAUUUUUCACAUUGCUAUCAACAAAAUCUUUAAAGAGACUUUUAACAAAAGUAGAAGUGGAGCCCGGGCUUAAUAAAUGUAUAUUUUUAAAAAUAAAAAAUACAGUCGAGAAGUUGUGCCCAGAAGACAGAUUGUGUAGUCUUAUAUUCGACGAAAUGUCGAUUUCCCCGCAAAUACACUACAACGCUGCAAAAGAUCUACUUAGGGGGUUCACAUUUAAUGGUGAAAAAAUUGCAGACCAUGUAUUAGUCUUCAUGGUGAAGGGACUCAGACAAAAGUUCAAACAACCCAUUGCCUACUAUUUCACCAACGCCUUAAAUAAGGCACAAUUAAAAAAAACAUUAAAAAAAAUUGUUUUGUAUGUACGAAGUACAGGAUUAAAGGUUGUGUGCACUGUGUGCGAUCAAAGCACAGUCAAUGUCAGUGUCAUCAAUGAGUUAAUAGAAGACACAAGACGAAAAUAUAUAAAAGAAAAAAAAAACAGUGGAAAAAUGAAUUAAUUGAAAUAGGGAAGACCACACUAAUCCCUAUAUUUGAUGUUCCGCAUUUGAUAAAAGGAGUCAGAAACAAUUUGCUCACAAAAGACUUAAAGUAUUAUGAUUUUGAAGAGGAGUGCGAAAAAAUUGUUAAAUGGGAGUAUUUCAAGCUAACUUAUGAAGCUGACAAAUCUUAUGGAGAGUUAAAAUGCCUGCUGAAAAUUACAGAUGAGCACAUUUAUGUGGAAAAAAUGAGGAAAAUGAAGGUGAAACCAGCAGCCCAAAUUUUUAGCCACACAAUGGCUGCGACUGCAGGACAUCUUGUGGCAAGAGGAGAAAUUCCAAGAGAAUGCUAAAAUUUGGUAAAAUUUACUAAAUUAAUAGAUAACCUUUUUGAUUCUCUAAAUUGUAAUACAUUCACUGUACCUGAUGGUAAAAUUUAUAAAGGGUGUGUGCGAAAAAAUAGUUUGCACCAUGAUUUGUGGAAGAAUGCUAUAAAAGUUUUAAAAACAGUAAAAUUUAUUAAAAAAAUUAAAGAUAAUAACAAAAUCCGUUUAAUUGAAACACAAGCAAUACCAUCAGCUCUUAAAAACUUAAUACGCACAAUUGAAGGAAUGCAACAAAUAUGGAUAUUGUUGUCUCAAACAUAUUCAUUUGAUGCUAUGCUAACUCGUAAUUUUAACCAGGACCCACUAGAAAAUUUCUUUGGGAAUAUCAGAAGUUAUGGGGCUAGAAAUACGGCACCAGACACGGUGGCAUUCGAAGGGGCCUUUAAGUCCCUGUUAAUAAAUAAUUUUAACUCGCCCCAUUCUCUUCACGCAAACUGCGAAAAAGAUGAGGACAAUUGUUUGCAAAAUAUGGAUUUUUUUUAAAGAAAAGUCGGUUUUGGUGCCCUCAACUUCUGAUAUUCCCAGUCCAAUUGAUGACGAGGCACCACAAUUUUCCGAAAGCUCACAAGACGAAAUUGUGAUACCUUUCAUUAAUUUAAAUACUUCGGUAAAUGAUGUUGGACAGGGCCAUUAUGUGUGUGUGUGGGUCCUGCACAGAUGUAUUAAAAAUGUUUGUAAAAGCUGCAAAGUUUGCAAAAAAAAUAUGUAUGGCGACCCUGAGAGAACAUCAAAUGAAUACAUAAGGGCCAAAGAAUAUAAAAAAAAUAAAAAGUCACUAAUAUAUCCGUCAAAAGCUAUUGAAAAAUGUUUCAUACAGUUACAAAAUUUAUUUAGUGACGGAUAUUUUGAAGAAAGAUGUACCUAAAAAAGGAUUGAAAGAAAAAAUUAAAAUGUUUAGUGACAUAUUUGUUGAUUAUCCCUUUAAUUGUGAUAUACAUAAAACGACAUUAAAAAAAUAUUUUGAAAAUACAUAUAGUAAUUCAUGUACUUGCAUACAGUUGGUGCCGAUCAAUAAAUCGGAUUUUGUCUGGCAAAAUCACUUAUCACGGUGAGGACGAAAUAAAAAUAGCAGCACAAAAAUAUAAAAACAGACAUAAACAUUCAACAAAUAAAAAUUAAUGUAAGUUUUAAUUAACUGUAAAUAAAUAAAUUGUAAAAUAAAAUUUGUUU
Messenger RNA from Colias croceus (clouded yellow), 3676 nucleotides. RefSeq lists its product as uncharacterized. The coding region runs from base 788 to 1438 and encodes 216 amino acids. NCBI's taxonomy places the organism in Eukaryota, Metazoa, Arthropoda, Insecta, Lepidoptera, Pieridae. The record is from RefSeq and is a predicted model, not a curated record. Gene Ontology annotation, molecular function: nucleic acid binding. The transcript has 3 exons.